AUGUAUCGGCCAAACUCGCUCUGGACUUGGUCCUUUUGCAUUGUUACCCUCGUCCAAACCAUCAUUACCCUUGCCCUCGAGUCUUAUGUCUUCGCAAACUUCCAGAUCCAACUGUUUCCCAAGGGUGAAGUCUCGACUGCAUCAAAGACAGUAACAACCUUCUUGGCACUCUACUGUUUCGGUUUUAUAUAUGAGUUGAUCCUCGUUUACGAUGCUCUACGCCUCAAGAAUACCAUUCAAGUCAUCGGUCUGUGCGUGUGCAACCUCGGUCUUCUGAUUUACGGAGCGGUGCAAGUCCAGCAGAUCAAGGACUCCAUCGAAAUGCUUGUGGCCGAAAGCGCCAUCACGGUAGACGUGUGGGGGGAAACGGAGCCUUUUCUGAUUAUCAUUCCGUGCGUCGUUGCCAUGGGCUCUGUCCUGAUGAUGAUUAUCGCUUGGAAGCUCUACGAUGAAUUUGCAUGGUCGAUCUACAAGCAUAUCAGCGCCGAUCUGCGAAUGAAGCGCCGGUAUCUUACAUAUCAGAUCUAUAUCGCUCUGCUGAAGUUCGAUUUCUUCUUCUUCCUUGGUUUCACGGUCCAGUUCCUUGUCAUUGUUACGAACAAGACGGAUGUUGAAUUCGGUCUCACAACGGCUGCCAUUCCCGUUACGAUUCUCAUUCUUGUUUGCGCUGCGAUCUUCGUCAAGCGAGAGAGCUCGAUCGGAAUGAUCAUCGUCAUUCUUCUAUACUUCGCGGCUAUGGCCUACUUCCUGUUCAAGCUGGUCCGCAUGUACCAGCCUCAAACAUAUCAAGAGUACCUGCCCGCCCGGCGGUCUCUGACAUUCUUCGCUGUGAUCACACUUCUUUUGAUCGUUUUGACGAUCAUCAAUGCCUGCAUUUGCAUGCACAACUUCCACAGGGGUCUGAAGCAGCACGUGCAUAAGAAGAAGUCCCGCGACAAGGAUGAGAAGACAACUGAGUUGUCUUCCAACAUCUCGGGCCAGGUGCCGAAUCGCAUGAUGAUUGACUGA
Molecule: messenger RNA, 1008 nt
Organism: Aspergillus tubingensis
Lineage: Eukaryota; Fungi; Ascomycota; Eurotiomycetes; Eurotiales; Aspergillaceae
Exons: 4
Coding region: 1-1008 (335 amino acids)
Cellular component (GO): Golgi apparatus
Source: RefSeq, a predicted model, not a curated record